UCAAUGCCGAGCGGCAUCUUUAACAGUAUUCUUUUUUUUCCCCUCCUCUUCCUCUCUCUCGCUCUGCACACCCAAAACGGUGUCCCACUGCCACAUCUCCCCCUCAAACUCGCGCCGCCGUCUCCUCUCCGCGCCGCCGUCCAGCUCCGGUAGGGGUAGAUUUCUCUCCUCUCUCUCUCCCCCUUCUCUCCCCGUUGACUUCUCACCCUCCUCUCUCCCCGUCGGCGUUUGCCCUUUUGUUUUCUUUUGCUCCACCGCGCCGUGCACGACCACCGCAACCCCCCGUCACCGCCUUGGCCGCGCCGCCUCUCGCCGACCCAAGCACGGCUGUCGCACGGUGACCUACACCACGAAGCCGAUUGGCCACCCUUCGGUUCCUCCACCAAAUCCCACGCCCAAAUCCGUCUAGGAUCUCCGCCAGCCCCUCAAAUCCGUCGUCGCACAGCGUCCUCGCCCUCACUGCGUCACCGUUGAUUUUCUUUCCCAGAUCCGUCACCUUCAUCCUCCUCCCCUCCAGACGCUGCCUCGAUGCCCCUCUGUGCAGCAACCCGUACCAAAAAGAUUCUGUCUCAAUCCGAGAGGAACCACCACGAUCGGCGAUUUAGGACUCAACUUGUAUCAUCCAGAAUUUCCCAUCCGCGCACAGCCCUUAUCGUGUGAUUCCGGUUCAAAGAAGUCGUGUUCUGAGAAAGCGUAGAACAGAAGGCUGCGCAUAACAGUGCAAAACCACACGGCCUGAAAGCCUUUGAUUGUGAAUGUCCACUUCAGCUUCGUCCUCUCGACGAACAUCCCGGGAAAUGGCUGCACCAUUGCUAGCAGGACUUGCUAUUGCAGCUGCUGCUUAUGGUGGUAGGUAUAGCAUUCAAGCUUGGCAGGCAUUCAAGGCAAGACCAUCAGUACCUAGAAUGCGCAAAUUUUAUGAUGGUGGUUUCCAGACUACUAUGACUAGGAGGGAAGCUGCUCUAAUACUUGGAAUCAGGGAAAGAACUCCAGUGGAUAAGGUUAAGGAAGCACAUAGGAGGGUGAUGGUCGCUAAUCACCCUGAUGCCGGGGGUAGUCAUUACCUCGCAUCUAAAAUUAAUGAAGCAAAAGAUCUGAUGCUGGGAAAGACCAAGGGUGGCAGCUCUGCAUUCUGAUUGGGCUAAUACUUUCCAUACAUGCAAGGCAUUUCUGCAGAAGUUUCAUAAGUGAGUUUAAGAGCAUGCAUGCUCCCAUUACUGUCACCUCAUUUUUUUUUUCAGUCCCUUGAUUCUUUAUAACCUCUAGUUGGACUGAUUUUGAAAAAGAAAAGUGAUACCAUUUGUCACGAGACUUGUGAAUCUGGUGACCAUGACAGAACUCGAUUGAAAUUCUGCAUGGAUGUCCAUGAGAGUAGGAUGAAAGAUUAUAAUUGGGGUGAUAAUUAUUUAGUCCUCGUUUGGUUGUGGAUCAUGGUGUUGGGACUUCUGUUUGCUUCGGCUAAUUUUCUCUCCUAUUUUUAUACAUUCAGUGUAAACACUAAUAGCUCAUUAUUUGUGAGAAUUGGUGGUUGUGAUCACAUUGAUCAAAUGUAUGCCAAUUUUGUAGCAAUGAAGCCUUUUUGGUCUUGGAUUGA
This is a messenger RNA of Juglans regia (Persian walnut), 1594 nucleotides long. RefSeq names its product mitochondrial import inner membrane translocase subunit TIM14-3-like. Bases 756 to 1136 code for a protein of 126 amino acids. The transcript is spliced from 7 exons. Gene Ontology annotation, molecular function: ATPase activator activity. Lineage: Eukaryota; Viridiplantae; Streptophyta; Magnoliopsida; Fagales; Juglandaceae. The record is from RefSeq and is a predicted model, not a curated record. Gene Ontology annotation, biological process: protein import into mitochondrial matrix. Gene Ontology annotation, cellular component: PAM complex, Tim23 associated import motor.